This is a messenger RNA of Arctia plantaginis, 4716 nucleotides long. The record is from the annotation of a GenBank genome assembly. NCBI's taxonomy places the organism in Eukaryota, Metazoa, Arthropoda, Insecta, Lepidoptera, Erebidae.
AUGCAGGCUGUACUACCCAAUACGGGUCGCGCCGAGGGGCGGCGCGUCGCCGGCUCUACGGGACGCUCUCAACACUAUCCGCGAGGCGUGGGCAGAGCCGCGUUCGCUCAGGACCAGAAGUGGGUUAAGGUACGACGUGUUGGUACCGUCCAAUUCCCUGUGCCUAAUACUCGCAGUCGAGCAGUGCGCGCCACGCGAGCGACGUGCGGGCGGCCCGCGCGCGCGCCCAUGGAGCACGCGCCUCUCGCGGAGCUGGCGCGGCCCGGCGCCUCGCCCGGCCUCCUGCGCCGCCGCUACUCCGUGCCCGAGACCAUCAUGAGAAAGUAUCGGUUGGCGCAACAAAGAUCGGAUUCGGAAGAGAGCGUGCCUGCCACCAGCCGCUCAGCGGCGUCUGCGUCUCCGACGCCGGCUGAUGCCGCGCAUAGGUUCGCACGGCGCGACCGCGAGUUGAUGCGCAAGUCAGCACUACUGCGGCGCAUGUGGGGUCGAGCUGACUGCCGCGGUUGCUGUUGUUGCAGCGAGGAACCUGCACCUUGUAGUCGUGAAACGCGUUCGCUAGACGGCUCCCGCUCCGAGCUACGCCAUUUAUCGAGUGGGCUCACUUCGUCACGCUAUUCGCAAGCAGUCGCCGGCUGGGCUACACCAAAACGUCAACGUCUUGAAACACGUGAUUUUCGGGGCAGUGACGAGAUGCUUCGCGCUGCUAUGCGCAACAGUUAUGACCGCGCGGAAGAGUCGCGCGACCGUGCCGCACGCGCCGACCUCUCUGAUUCUACAUACCGCUCGCAUGCGGGUCACCGAGAGACAUUAAUGGACCCUUUUACAGACAGCGAUGCGUCAAAGUGCGACGAUCGAUCUGGGACUCCAGGGAAAGACGUAUAUACACAGUAUUCGGAGCGGCAUUGCUCCGACACGGCCACUCAAGAAAUAAAGUUCGUUGAUGACACGUACGUGAACAGUGAACUAUUGCAAUCGCAGACGCAUGUACGCCAUAUUAGUGACGAGCAGUCGGUCAGUAGUUCAUCCGAUACGUUCACCGCAUCGUUAUGUACUGCUAAAGAUGCAUUAGCGAGCGUACGCUCGAGGCCUGUGGACUUGAACCAUAACGAGCAUGGCAAUGAAAGCAUUAGUAAACGCGGCGAUCACAACUUAUUUCAAUAUCAUGAACCACUCGCCAUAGAGACUGCGCCUUCGUAUGAGGUUUUGGAAAUCGUCGUUUCAGAAUCUUUGAACACGAACUCAGUGCCUACUAUUAACGCGCCAGUGCCAACAGAUAAUAAGCGAUCUUCCAAUACUCAAAAUGCGCCACCGCAUGCGCCAAGGAGGGCACAAAAUAUAAAUAUUGACGAGUAUGUCUCAAAUAUUCUGGUAGAGAGUCUGAACUCAUUGUCAGAUCAACUGGAAUGCAUGAGCGCUACAAUCGGGAGUGACAGGAAAAUAAGCAUCGUUGAGAAAGAGAUUAAAGUUAAGUUACAGAACACAGGAGUAAACACAAUAGUGCAUUUGAGUCCAACGUCAAACAAUCAGAUCAUCUUCGGCAACGAAGAGUUGUGCAACAAAGUCGGGAGUCGCGAUUCAUGCAACAAUGCUAUUACAAUUCGCGAGGAGGAGAGCGUCGAGUCCAAUAACAAUGUGCCGGACUCAGCGGAGCGUUGUCCCUGCGAAUCCUUCGACAUACACCACGACAACGUGAACCAGGCCGUUUUACAACAGAUACAGAAACUAUUCCAGGACGAGUUAAACGGUGCAGCAACAGCCAACUGCCAGAAUAUGCCUGAGAUCUCGCAUAUUGAGAUAUCUGACGUCGACGUAUUUCUUAAUAACGCAGAGGCGGAGCUUGCGGCGCAAGACGAACGGUCUUCAGCUAGCCACGAACCCUGCCAGUACGAGGUAAUCAGUAGUGUGGGUGCUUGCAAUUAUUAUCUGGACACUUCCGAUAAUCCGGUUGUGCCGCGUUUCUCUGCCCUUCCACACACAGACUCCAUGGAGGUUAAUACCUCCUCCUCAGAGGAUGCCGAUGUCAUCGGGUCUGACUGCACUAGCCUUGUUGACAGCCUCGACGAUCCAAAUUCUCCACGAUCUGUUCUCUUACGGAAGGCUUUUAGUAAUAGAAGGGGCGAGCUGGUACGAUCCGCCAUAGAUGUUCUCGAUCUUUUACCUGAAAAUGCUUGCAACGACAUUACACCGAGGGAAAAGCCCGAAUCUUUCUUCAUAGGCAUAAAAGACAACGGAUGUGACUGCGACAAGGAGAACAUUAAUGUUGCUGAUCGCAUGCCUGAAAAAAUAAAGCAGCGACUCUAUCGCCGACAUCGUAAGAGAGAACUUCGCAUGGAGUGCGCGCGGCGCACACGCAACAGGCAACAGCGCCGCGAAAUAGAGCGUGAUCGCGCCAUGCACCGAGAAACCUAUCGCUCACAACGUGAAGUUGAGCGCGACUGCAUCGCCAUCGUGAACGCGCUCAUUGAUGACGUCAUUGCUAAAAUCGCACAGGAUGAGUACAGGUGCAUGCGUAUCAAGCAUCGGCCCAUUAGAGUACUUCCUGCCAAAACUGAUAUUAAUGUAUCCAAGCGCACCUGGAAGAAGGAAGUAGAACCUAUCUACGACCGGGAGCCCUUUAAGGCUAUAAAAAACGGUUGCGUCCGAUUCGACACCAAGGAGAAAAAAAUGGAGGAGCAGGGUGAACGGCAUCAAAUCCAUGGCAAAUUAUCACUGCGACCGAAGAACGGAAUAGAUGACCGUACGUCCAAGCGAAUAUAUCAGAAGUCAGAGAUACACGAAGGCAACAAAUGCAUAGAGAUCCUCGAAAUACUGGAAUAUGUGAAUGGCUCGCAAAGCUCACCGGACAAUACUAACUCCGAUGAAAAUCAAAAUCAAUGCACGAAACAUAAAAAGUCACGCAUUCCUGUCCCGAUCUCCGAGCGGCUGCAAAGACCGCCAAAUAACGGCGACUUUAAAAGAAACAAUAAUAGGCAAUGGUUAGAAGUAACGCGCGGCGCGGAACGGAACGAAAACACGAACAGACUGAUCACCGACAUGUUGCUAGGGGCGCUUGUAGAACACGAAGGCUCGCCGCCACCGCGCCGUGCCUCCGUGCCGGCGUCCCACGAACCUCGUGAGCGUGUCAACUCUCUGCGUUUCCGUCAAGUGUUCGACAUUAUCCCCGAGGAGCGUAGCAGCAUCAGUUUAGAUUCUGCAACCGAAGAUGUCUCUCAUAACCGGCGCGCUUCUGCGCCCGACAUCAUCGACGAAUAUCGAGUCGAAGAACCAUCUGAACGCGAAUGCGAGGACAUACCGCCAGCACCAUCUCCCCUUAGAGUAGAACUACCAGACGACAAAAUAAGGCACUCGCAACCGACCAAUGAGGCGCAGUUGAUGACUAAAAAUAAUAAGUGCGCUGCCACCUCCCCUAUGAACGACGUCGACGCCGACAAGCGACGCCUGCGCUCCAAACAUCAGACAACCAUGACGUCACCGAACAGCAAGUCAGCUGCCACAUCUCCGAUGCGCGCCUCGCCGGGCGUGCCCAUGGCCCGUGGCCGCGGCUGGGCCGCUUCGUCUCGCCUCUCCGCGGAAGGUGUGACGGAGAAGAACGCCGAGCCUGCAAAGUUGCCAUUGCGCCGUUCGGUGACCACGCAGUGUGAGGCAAGACGGACGGUGGCCGCCGCACACGCCGAGCGGAGAGACCGCGGCGAGCGACACAAGCGAGCCGUGCGCGCCGACCGCCGCGAGCGGGUGGUCGUGCAACCUCCUCGCAGACCGCCCGUCGCGCGCUCGCAAUCAUACGAUAACAUUGACAACCUACAGACCACAUCACCUGAAGAACAUAUCCGGAAAGAAAAGAACGAAAGUAGAGAAAAACUUAAAACUGAAAUUGUUUCACUGGAACGUAGCGAGGAGGAGACGAUUCAUCCAGUCAAAUUGCCGGAUUUUAAAGGUGGCGGGAACUCGGAAGGUGUUUUAGGUGUCACGUCGAGUGACAGCAGCGAGUCUGGCAGCAGCCUGCUGUGUCCGCUCGCACCCCGCUGGCUCGCGCCGGCGCCGGCUCGGGCGCGGAGAGCUGCGCGGCGCCGAGCCGCUCCGCACGCCGACCCCGCAGACCUUUCCGCGGCUCCCGACUCUUCCACCGCACAAGCACAUGAGCCCAAAGAUGCACCAGGCGCUUGGUCGGUGACGGUGGCUGGGUCGUGCCGCGCCGCGCUCCCUGCAGACGUCGAGAUGCGCCUACGCUUCCCUCACGAGCGCGACGCACCGCUGCACGCCACGACACAAGCCUGUCAGGAUUGUACGUGUAGCCACUGCGCGGCGUGUUCGUGCUCGGCGCGCACCGAGCGCGUGUCACGCGCGCCGCCCCUGCCGCCGCCCGCGGCUCCCGGCCGCCUCGCGCGGUCUGAUGGCAAACUUACACUCACCAUGAAGAAGGAGGCACUCGAUUCUUCAAUUCUUGCAUCAAAGAGUUCGAGGAAGUCGAGCGCACAGCUGCCCGACGUAGAGACGUACCGGGCGUCACGCACUAGACUCAGGAGCUCCGUCAAGACGCGUCGAGGGUACUCCCUGCACUGCUGGCUGCCCGACAACGAGGACGCGCCGAUCAGGGCACGUAACGGUCUGUCGGUGCUGGGCUGCGCCAUCAUCCCCGAGCUGAAGCCGCGCGUUCCGACCAUGAGCGAGCGCGACCUCACGCGGAUGUACACGCCGCGACACUACCUACGCUCCUAG